Messenger RNA from Salpingoeca rosetta, 1373 nucleotides. RefSeq lists its product as uncharacterized. Gene Ontology annotation, molecular function: 4-hydroxy-tetrahydrodipicolinate synthase activity; N-acetylneuraminate lyase activity. The coding region runs from base 54 to 1064 and encodes 336 amino acids. The record is from RefSeq and is a predicted model, not a curated record. The transcript is spliced from 11 exons. Gene Ontology annotation, biological process: N-acetylneuraminate catabolic process. NCBI's taxonomy places the organism in Eukaryota, Choanoflagellata, Craspedida, Salpingoecidae.
ACGUUUUCCACAAAUCGCAAACAACGGCAGCGUCAACCAACAAAGACGACGCAAUGGCUUUGUUUGUGUUUGUGUGUGUGUUUGUGGUGGUGGCGUCAGUGACGCACGCCAGUGGCAGUCAUGCUCAAUGGAGGGAAGAGCAGCUGGCAAAGGUGCCUGACAUGGCCCUGCUCCACGCCCCUUUCACCCCCUUUCAUAACGACACCAACCGGUCCUUGAACUUGGAUGUCCUGGACAAAAUGGCUGCAACUGCUGCGCAGUUUGGAGUCACCGUCGUCUGGACUUGUGGCGGUAUGGGCGAGUUUUACACGCUCACCGUGGACGAGCGCAAGCAGAUCAACCAGGCGUGGGUGCAGCACGGCCACGCCAACAACCUCUAUGUCAUUGCUCAUGUCGGCACAACCGUUCUGCAGGAUGCCAUCGACAUGGCCGCCCAUGCAAAGUCCAUUGGGGCUGACGCCGUUGCCAGCGUGCCGCCGUACUACGAGCAGCCUGGCUCCAUCGAUGAGUUGAUUGCUUUCUUGAAGCCCAUCGCCGCUGCCGCCCACCCGCUGCCGCUGUACUACUACCACAUCCCAGGAUCCACGCACUACUCCAUCAACGCCCUUGAUCUGCUCGAUGCCGCCUCCACACAGCUGCCCGAGCUGCUUGGCAUCAAGUUUGUCAGCUCAGACACGCUCGACUGGUACAACAUCGUCCAGAAGUACAACUCCUCGCACGUGCUCAUGUUUGCGCCCGAACCAAAGCUCCAGUCAUUUGCCCUCGGCCUUGGUCGCGGUACCGUCUUGGCUGAGGACUUCUUUGCGCCCACAUACAUUCGCAUGCAGCGCCACUAUGCCCUGAACAACCACGGCGCUGCCCAACAAGAGCAGGCGUGGAAAUACAAGGCAAUGUCUGUGUUUGGGGAAAACGGGGGCGGGCUGGCGGAGCGCGAGGUGUACAAACACAUCAACGGCGUCGAUCUUGGGCCGCGUCGCAGGCCAACCGGCACGUUUGAUCCAAACAACUUCAAGCCCCUGAUCCAAGGCCUGGACUCCAUUGGUUUCUUCAACCAGACGUGGUAGACACACACGCACACGCGCACUUGUAUCUUCUGCCUUUCCCUUCCUCUUCGUUUGUUGCCUCUUGAUUGUUUGCGGGCCGUGGUGAGCGUUCAUAUGUCACAGGUGUUUGUUGGCGUUUGUACUUGUGCAUGUUGUGCGUCUGUUGUAGUGAUCAUCACAUGCUUCCCUGGUCGUUGCUGUGUGUUUGCUGGUUUGCGUCGCCAGCCUGCUUGCACGUGUGCUGUUGUGUCUUUCUUGCUUGAGCAGUUCAAGAGCAAUGAAAGAAAAGAACUCUCGUCACGUGAUUUGGCCUAACGCAGUAUUACAAGC